Salvia miltiorrhiza (redroot sage) is the source of this 1637-nucleotide messenger RNA. RefSeq lists its product as uncharacterized. Gene Ontology annotation, biological process: tRNA pseudouridine synthesis. The record is from RefSeq and is a predicted model, not a curated record. Lineage: Eukaryota; Viridiplantae; Streptophyta; Magnoliopsida; Lamiales; Lamiaceae. The coding region runs from base 285 to 1394 and encodes 369 amino acids. Gene Ontology annotation, molecular function: RNA binding; pseudouridine synthase activity. The transcript is spliced from 9 exons.
CUCUUACUUAAAAAAAAGUUAAAUACCUCAAAAAAAAAAGUUUAAAGAAAAAUACUAAGGCGCCAAUAACUGUAAGAGAGAUAUGAUAAAGCAGCCGGGGACAACGGCGGUUAUGCGGCUGAGAAACCUGAUGGAGAGCCCCGCACCACCGCCUCCGAGGGAUUACGUUCAGUACCAACAUACUGACGCCCGCAGUCUCUACAGAUGGACUGCAAGGGAAAGCUACGAGUUCAUGUACGCAAGACCGUGGCAUAAGAUUAAUGAUUUUUAUUUAGAUGUGGUGAAUGGCCGCCAAUCGUUGCAUCAAUUGUUUCCGGAAGAGGUGGGAAUUUGUUAAAGUUGCAAAGACGAAUGAUGUAGAUGCUGUCGAUGGUUUUGACAAACCUGAAUCAGAAAGUGUUCCGGCUAAGGGUAGAACCGGGAGAUGGGCGAGGGCCACAUUCAAAAUACUUAUCUCCUACAAUGGAAAUUCUUUUGAUGGGUGGCAGAAACAGCCUGGUCUAAACACAGUUCAAGGAUUGGUUGAAAGUUCUCUUGGGAAAUUUGUUGAUGAAAAGAAAGCUCAGCUGUUGAAGGAAAAGAAAUUGCCAUUAGAAGGUUGUGCCCUCGUUGCCGGGCGAACAGAUAAAGGGGUGACAGCUCUAGGACAAGUUUGUGCUUUCUAUACAUGGAGAAAAGAUGUUAAAGCUCUAGACAUUGAGGAUGCGCUAAAGUCUGCAGCACCAGGGAAGAUAAGGGUCACUUCUGUUUCUCAGGUCUCUCGUGAUUUUCAUCCUAAUUUCUCUGCAAAAUGGAGGCACUAUUUCUAUAUAUUUCCUAUUAAUGAAGAAAAUGUGGAUGAUGAAAUCAGUGGAUGUAAGAAUGAUAAUUUGAAUAAAGCUAUUUGCCAAGAUGAAGAUGAUGAAGGCUUGGGUGAGCAAAAUUGUGAAGAUGAAGAUGAUGAUUAUGGUCAGACGCAAAAAUCAGGAAGCAAACCAUUCACUUUUGAAGUAAGCCGUGUGAACUGUCUACUACAUCAACUGGAAGGAAAGUUACUUUCCUUCAGGAUGUUUGCACGAGAUACUAAGGCCUCUAGAAACAUUGGUCCACCAACAGAGUGCUUUGUCUUCCAUGCACGAGCUGCAGAGGCCUAUUUACCCUGUCCUAAGGAUGGAGACAGAACCAAGGUAAUGUGUGUUGAGUUGGUCGCUAAUCGCUUCUUGCGAAAGAUGGUUCGAGUUCUUGUAGCAACAGCAAUUAGGGAAGCAGCUGCUGGUGCAGAAGAAGACGGAUUGAUAAAGCUAAUGGACGCCACCUGCAGGCGCGCCACUGCUCCGCCUGCACCUUCAGAUGGCCUUUGCCUUGUUGAUGUAGGCUAUAAAGAAUUUGACAAGAAAACUUGCUUAAUCCCUUGAGUUUAGCUUGCUAGCUCCCAUUUUUGCUUCGAAAUUGAGAUCAAACUUAUAGAAAAUUCAACCUCACUUUUAUGCAUGGUGGAAAACUAGGGUUUAGCAUGAGCGAAAGCUCAUAAAUCAGAGCUACGGCUGAAAAUGUUCCCAUAUUAUGUGUAACCCAUUCUUGCCGUCAAGAUAUUGUUCAAAUUGGGAUGUUGUAUUCUGCAUAAUUGUCAUUUAUUUUAAUUAUUAAUUUUAUUCCCA